This is a messenger RNA of Bipolaris oryzae ATCC 44560, 1662 nucleotides long. RefSeq lists its product as uncharacterized. Gene Ontology annotation, cellular component: membrane. Bases 1 to 1662 code for a protein of 553 amino acids. The record is from RefSeq and is a predicted model, not a curated record. Gene Ontology annotation, biological process: transmembrane transport. The transcript has 7 exons. Gene Ontology annotation, molecular function: transmembrane transporter activity. NCBI's taxonomy places the organism in Eukaryota, Fungi, Ascomycota, Dothideomycetes, Pleosporales, Pleosporaceae.
AUGGAGAAACGGAUUCGUCUCCAGAAUGUUGACGAUGAGGGUGUGAUAAGGCCGAGAGAGAGACGCUUGAUGGCGGGAUCCAAAGGCCAGGAGUUCGAUCGCGAUCGAUAUGAGCUGGCGAGAGUGGGAAAGGAGCAGGUGUUGAAGCGUCGCUUUGGGUUGGUAUCAAUGACCGGUCUGUCAUGCGGCUUGAUGUGUACUUGGGAGACGCUGCUCGUCUACUUUAGUGUUUUCUCAAUAGGCUUCAACAACGGCGGACCUGCCGGUCUUAUAUACGGCUUCAUACUCAUCUGGCUCGGUAACUUCUCCGUGUUUAUCUGCAUUGGGGAGCUGGCUAGUGCGGUACCGACGGCUGGAGGUCAAUACCAUUGGGUGUCGCUGCUGGCACCACAGUCAAGCAACAAAUUCUUCAGUUAUGUGACAGGCUGGCUCACGGUCAUUGGGUGGAUUGCAGCUCUAACUUCCGUAUGCUACUUUGUUGCCGACCUUAUCCUACAACUCGUCAGUUUGAACGAUGCCGACGGGGCUUAUGCGAGAGAAGGAUGGCAUGGAACACUACUUCUAUGGGCUCUCCUACUCCUCUGUGUCUUCAUCAACGUAUUCAUCAGUGGCGCGCUACCCACCAUCGAAGUUCUUGUGCUGAUCGUCCAUAUCCUUGGUUUCUUCGGUAUCCUCAUCCCACUGGUUUACCUCACGCCAGCACACAACUCGGCCAAAGAUAUUUUCUCGAAAUUCCACAAUGAAGGCGCGUGGAGCACCCAUAUAUUGGCGUUCUUUGUCGGUCUACAAGGCAAUGCUUUGGCUUUUGUCGGAACUGACUCUGUCGUCCACAUGUCCGAAGAAGUCAAAAACGCAAGCACCGAAGUCCCCCGCUCCAUGCUCCUCAGCCUCGCCAUAAACGGCACCCUAGCCCUCGGCAUGCUCUUCGCCGUCCUCUUCAGCGCCGACGACAUCCCGCGCCUACUCCAAGACCAAGACACCCAAACCGCUCCCUUCCUCCGCAUAUUCCACCACGCCGUCGGCUCAAAAGCCGGCGCCACAGUCAUGGUCUCCAUCAUCGUACUACUCGAAUUCUGCAGUGCAAUGGGCUGUCUAGCCGCCGCAUCACGCAUGACCUGGUCCUUUGCACGCGAUCGCGGCCUGCCCUUUUCGCGAGCCCUAAGCAUGAUCGACAAACGUAGCACUAUCCCCGUCAUAUCCAUCCUCAUCGUAACCCUCUUCGCCGCCCUCCUCGCCCUCAUCAACAUCGGCAGCAGCACCGCCUUCAACGGCACCAUAUCCCUCGUCCUCGAAGGCUUCUACCUCUCCUACCUCCUCGCCAUUGCUUUACUCCUCUGGCGGCGUCUCCGCGGCGAUCUCGACGAUUGUCCCGAUACAGAUACACCAACAAAUACAGACAUGCAAGCAAAGAGACUAUCAUGGGGCCCCUGGCGUCUCCGCGGCGCACUCGGCGUAGCGAACAACGUAGUAGCGAUUGCGUAUCUCUUCCUCAUUAUUUUCUUUAGUUUUUGGCCUACGCAGCCGGAUCCGGAUUUGACGAGUAUGAAUUGGGCGGGCGUGGUGACGGGGGGUGUGGCGGCGUUUAGUGUGCUGUAUUAUGUGGUGCUGGCGAAGAAGUCGUAUACGGGGCCGGUGGUUGAGGUUGAUCCGCGGGCGUUGUGA